AUGGCCUCUGCAUCACUUCUUAAGUCAUCUCCUGUUCUUGACAAGUCUGAGUUUGUCAAGGGCCAGACACUCCGUCAAACGGUUGUACGCUGCCACCCUAAUUCCGCCCCAUCAUCGCUCAGCGUUCGUGCUUCCUCUUACGCCGAUGAGCUUGUUAAAACCGCGAAAACUGUUGCAUCGCCGGGGCGUGGAAUUCUGGCAAUGGAUGAAUCCAAUGCUACUUGUGGAAAGCGUUUGGCGUCCAUCGGGCUUGAGAACACGGAGGCUAAUCGCCAAGCUUACCGUACCCUCCUGGUGACUGCCCCCGGCCUUGGCCAGUACAUCUCAGGUGCAAUUCUCUUCGAGGAGACUCUCUACCAAUCCACUACCGAUGGGAAGAAAAUGGUCGAUGUCCUAGUACAGCAAAACAUUGUCCCCGGUAUCAAAGUCGACAAGGGUUUGGUUCCCCUUGCUGGUUCAAAUAAUGAGUCCUGGUGCCAAGGUCUUGAUGGCCUUGCUUCCCGGUCUGCUGCUUACUACCAACAGGGUGCUCGUUUUGCCAAAUGGCGUACUGUUGUGAGCAUUCCCAACGGUCCAUCUGCCUUGGCCGUGAAGGAGGCUGCCUGGGGACUGGCUCGAUAUGCUGCCAUUUCUCAAGACAAUGGAUUAGUUCCAAUUGUAGAACCAGAAAUCUUGCUUGAUGGAGAACAUGGGAUUGACAGGACUUUUGAGGUUGCUAAAAAAGUAUGGGCUGAGGUGUUCUUCUACUUGGCUGAGAACAAUGUCCUGUUUGAGGGUAUUCUCCUCAAGCCUAGCAUGGUUACCCCGGGUGCCGAGUGCAAGGACAAGGCUACUCCCGAGCAGGUUGCUGAGUACACUCUCAACCUCCUCAAAAGGAGAAUCCCCCCAUCUGUCCCUGGAAUCAUGUUUUUGUCUGGUGGGCAAUCUGAAGUGGAGGCAACAUUGAACUUGAAUGCCAUGAACCAAGCACCCAACCCAUGGCACGUCUCGUUCUCAUAUGCAAGGGCACUACAAAACACAUGCUUGAAGACAUGGGGAGGGCGUCCGGAGAAUGCAGCUCAGGAUGCUUUGCUUGUUCGGGCCAAGGCUAACUCUCUUGCUCAGCUCGGGAAAUACACCGGCGAGGGAGAAUCUGACGAAGCCAAGAAAGGAAUGUUUGUUAAGGGCUAUGUCUACUAA
This is a messenger RNA of Fraxinus pennsylvanica, 1179 nucleotides long. Lineage: Eukaryota; Viridiplantae; Streptophyta; Magnoliopsida; Lamiales; Oleaceae. The record is from the annotation of a GenBank genome assembly.